AAACUCGUAAGAAGUAACUCGCUCGCGAAACAUCAAUUGAAGACAAACAAAGACGGAAAACACGUGUAACAAUUACCAAUUGAAAUGUGAUCGCAUUUUCAGAGACUUAUCUCGCGUUCCUGACGUGAGAGAAGGAAGGUUUGAAGGAGUCAGAAAGUUGGCUGUGAACGACGAGGGAGGAAGAAGGCACGCUACGCUCGGGCCUCUUCAUGAUCUGCAACUGCCCUUCAGCUUUCCCUCUCAUCACCAACCAAACUAUGGAAACUUCAAGCAUCGCGACCUCGGAUGCAGGUUACUUCUCCGGAGGGCGGGACGUGUCAGAUGACGAGCUCAGGAGAGGAAGAUACAUCUCGGGACUAUGGCGUUUACGACUUGAAAUUCCUGCCAUACCAUCCCAUUUUCGCUGCUGCAACAACCCUGGGGAAAAUACUCAUUUGCCAGCUCGAAGAAAUUGGGGAGCCAGAGCAGAAGGAUCUGCAGAUUAAGGAAGUCUCCAGCCACCAAGUCAUUCCGGAAAAUAUCACCAUCUGUUCUGUUGCGUGGUUUCCUCUCCAGCACGCUUCUGAUGGGACCCGCAUCUUAGCUUUUACAGUUGAGGAUGGUAGAGUUUUCCUGGUCCGCUUCAGAGAUGACUUUAAGUCCUUCGAUUUCUUGAAUGGCCAGCUUCCAGUACAUCAACACUUCGACAAGACACCUGUUUCCAACAAUGCGGAAAGGGCAUGGUGCUGUGCAUUUUCGCGCCCUCGUCCGGAUAGCGUGAUGUCUGGCGGUGACGAUUCCGUCUUGCGCAGGUCGACUUUGAAUUUCCCUCAGGACCUUACAACUCUUCAGGAAGACAGCAGCCUUUGGUCAGUGGUCACUGACUUGGCACUCUACAGAGAGAAGAGAUUCCCACAAGGUGUCACCGCCAUCCUCCCAUUUCCAUUCUGCACCCCUGAGUGUAGUUCGACAAUAUUUCUUGUUGGCUGCUAUGAUUCUAGUGUUGGUCUUUGGUCCGUGUACGGAAAAGAUGUCCCCGAGGCCGAAGUGAAUCUAGGUGGAGGCGUUUAUCGUUUGAAAUUCCUCCAGUACGAGCCCGGUCCACCAGAGCAAGUGGCUUGCACAUUUCAAGUCUUAGCAUCUUGCAUGGAUGCAGGAACCAAGAUCCUGGAAGUGAAGCGAAGCAUCAGUGGACAUUGGUUUAUCGAUGUUGUGGCAGAGGUCAAGGACCACCAGGACUUGUGCUACGCAGCUGAUGUCCAACCUCUGCCUGCUCCAGGUGAUGGCGAAGCUCCAAUUACAUGUCUUGAGGAGAGGAUAUGCGUCAGUUCCAGCUUCAAAGAUUGUAAGCUCAGUGUUUGGAAGUUCAACCCACUCCACGUUGUAAGAGGAGGAAUCAUUUUACCAUUACACUCACCCAUGGCAGAGUGAUGAUGGGGGUACGGGAUUGCAAUUAUCUGAGGUCAUGACGACGAAGCGAGGUCUGUUGCCGUUGCUCCAGAAGUUAUACAUCGACGAACGGACAAGCAUCGAUAUCAAGGAUCAUUGAUUCCUUGCUAAG
Messenger RNA from Mollisia scopiformis, 1540 nucleotides. RefSeq lists its product as uncharacterized. The record is from RefSeq and is a predicted model, not a curated record. Bases 286 to 1410 code for a protein of 374 amino acids. Gene Ontology annotation, molecular function: protein binding. Lineage: Eukaryota; Fungi; Ascomycota; Leotiomycetes; Helotiales; Mollisiaceae. The transcript is spliced from 3 exons.